AUGCCGCACGAAAUGGAGGAGAAUAGCACUGAGGUCUCAGAUGUUAUGUCUGAGAACGAAGACGAGACGGAAACUUUUCUUAAGGAAGAAGACGAGAAGAUGACUGACCAGAGCACUACCGAGAGCACCACCGAGGUCAAGAAGAAGUACGACCCCAAAGAUCCUAUGCGCCCUAGGAGGAAAAAGGCGCGAAGGGCCUGCUUUGCAUGUCAAAGAGCUCAUCUGACUUGUGGAGAUGAGAGACCGUGCCAAAGGUGCAUCAAGCGUGGCCUCGCUGAUGCAUGCCAGGAUGGUGUGCGCAAGAAGGCCAAAUACCUUCAUGAUGCUCCUCCGGAAGCCCUUCGGCCUGUUCUUGGCCCAAAUUACAACCCCAGUCCCAACCCCAGUCCCAACCCUACUCCCUCACGGCCCAACGCUCAGCGCCAGAAUUCGAAUGCUAGCCAGUCAGAUAGUAUGUCUGCAACUGGCAGCAACUUCUUUUCUCAGGCGAGCACUACGACACUGCCGGUCUUUUCAACGGGCGCGCAGACUCCUGUAGGCAUUGAUAGUCUACCUUUCAACCCUCAAACGUCCCCGACAUCCUUCCAGGCUCCGAUCAGCAAUGCGCACGCUCCAAUCAACAAUAUUAUACCUGCUGGUAAUAUGGACUUCAACGCCUUAUUCGAUCCCAGUAACCCUGCUCUGUACAAUUUUGACCUCGAAGGUCUGAAUUUCGGGAGUCAAUACGCCGGCUGGGAGUUUGGCAUUCUUAACAAGAUGGCCCUUGGAGCCGAGACACCUCCGCGAGAGAACUCCCUGUCGCAGACUCCAACCACCGAGGCCACUUAUGCAGCUCUCUUCGGAAAUGCAAAUGGCAACGGAAACGGCUUUGAUCAUCCCAUGUUAGGGGCCGACUUUUCGGGUAUGGACCAAAAUAACCAAUCUCUAUAUGCCCAGGGAAACCUCCAGCACGGACUACCCCAUGCUUAUGCUAUUGCAGCCGGGCCUACAAGUCUUGCCAGCCCAAGUACAGAUGCGACAGCCAGCCCCCAUUCCGUUGCAGGCAUGGAAGGCUCACCAGGCCAUAAUUUUGCUGGAAUUCCUACAGUUCCUGGCGCACAACGACACAGACCGAAGAGUACUAAGCCGAAUCCCAAGUCGUAUCUUGGCAAGCGGCAAAGAGACUCUGCCGCUAUCUACGAAAGUGUAAAAGAGCCGUAUCCUUACACAACCGGAUUCCACAACAUGGUGGCUGUUCUACGAAACCGUCUGCCCGGCAACAAGCUACUACGAAUCGCCAAAGCCCUUGGAGAGAUUCGACCGUCUUUUAUAUCUUGUACCAAAGAUCUGACCCGGCAGGAUCUCAUUUUCAUGGAGAAGUGCUUUCAAAGAACGUUGGUAGAAUAUGAUGACUUUUUACAGCAUUGCUGCGCUCCGACCAUUGUCUGUCGAAGAUCGGGCGAGGUCGCUGCUGUCAACAAAGAGUUUAUCGCGCUGACAGGAUGGACAAAAGAGGUGCUGCUCGGAAAAGAGCCAAACCUCAAUAUCAAUACCUACAGCGGGCGUUCGACCAAUGGAUCGAACACACCAGACAACAAUGCUCAGGGAGACAUGCCAACGCCCCGGCCUCAAAAAGCCACCCUUGACUUGAGCGGCGGGCGACCUCAGCCUGUUUUCUUGGGUGAGCUGCUGGAUGAUGACAGUGUGGUUGAGUUUUACCAAGAUUUUGCGGAAUUGGCCUUUGAGGACAGUCGCGGCAAGGUACAGAGAAGUUGCCGACUCAACAAGUAUCGAUCUUCUCAGAGCAUGGACAUCAAACCCGAUCAUGCUACUCAGAAGGACGUGCAGCCGAGCAUCCUCAGUAGCCGAGUUACGCGAAUUGACAGCGAGCACGGUAUAUCGAGGAUCGAGAGGGAUGGCAAGGUUGAAUGCACUUACUGUUGGACGAUCAAACGAGACGUCUUUGACAUUCCCAUGAUGAUUAUAAUGAAUUUCUUACCGCGAUAUUUACCAGACCAAGGACCCCAGCAACUAGCAGUUUAGCUAGUUAUGACUGAGGGCAAAACUGAAAUACGUUCAUUCUCCCUUUUUGUUGGAGGUUAUUUUCUUCGAAAUGAGAUACUAGCCAGGCCUUUAGGGGAGGGCUACUUUGCAAGAGAAGGGAAAGAUCUGGAGUACACACUUUUGCAUAGAAGAUUAGCUUUGAUGCUGCAUAGUUUAUUGGUAGUGCUCUGAGUCAGGCAGAUGGGGGUUUCGCAUGAUACCCAGGUAGUUCAGCAGAUGUGAAAUGAAACAACCAUGACUUUUGAAAAAGAUCCCAUCUCUUCUAUGUUGCUAUCUAUCCAUAACUCCCGGCCACUUUUUACCAUGUUCUAUUUCUCUCGGAUCUAUCCUAGACAUCUCGAAGUAACCACUGGACAUCUAAUUUGCCCUCAAGAUCUUUACCGCCAAUAACACGUCCCUUCACAGGAGCCCAGGCCUCGCGGGCAAGACUGUUCUUUGCAACCUCACAAUCAAAGUUAAUAUCUUCGAUCAGAGCCUCCAGACUCUUGUAGUCCUUCUCCUCACGGAUGA
This is a messenger RNA of Fusarium odoratissimum NRRL 54006, 2553 nucleotides long. RefSeq lists its product as uncharacterized. The transcript is spliced from 3 exons. Gene Ontology annotation, molecular function: RNA polymerase II transcription regulatory region sequence-specific DNA binding; zinc ion binding; DNA-binding transcription factor activity, RNA polymerase II-specific. Gene Ontology annotation, biological process: cellular response to starvation; regulation of DNA-templated transcription. Bases 1 to 2022 code for a protein of 673 amino acids. Gene Ontology annotation, cellular component: nucleus. Lineage: Eukaryota; Fungi; Ascomycota; Sordariomycetes; Hypocreales; Nectriaceae. The record is from RefSeq and is a predicted model, not a curated record.